This is a messenger RNA of Chrysoperla carnea, 3336 nucleotides long. It is a transcript of the gene Myo31DF, whose product is annotated as unconventional myosin ID. The coding region runs from base 47 to 3103 and encodes 1018 amino acids. The record is from RefSeq and is a predicted model, not a curated record. Gene Ontology annotation, molecular function: ATP binding; actin filament binding; microfilament motor activity. Lineage: Eukaryota; Metazoa; Arthropoda; Insecta; Neuroptera; Chrysopidae. Gene Ontology annotation, biological process: actin filament organization; vesicle transport along actin filament. Gene Ontology annotation, cellular component: microvillus; actin cytoskeleton; cytoplasm. The transcript is spliced from 10 exons.
GUAAAAAUAAAGAUUACAGUAACGUUUUGAAGUGUUUGUGAAGAAGAUGGUCGGCCAAACAGAGGUUGGCGUUGGUGAUUUUGUCCUUUUGGACGAAGUUACACUUGAUAAAUUUAUGCAAAAUUUACAAACUAGAUUUAAUUAUGGAAAAAUAUAUACGUACAUUGGGGAAGUAUGCGUUUCUGUGAACCCAUAUCGAACCAUGAAUAUUUAUGGACCUGAACAAAUUUCACAGUAUAAAAAUAGAGAAUUAUUUGAAAAUCCUCCUCACAUAUUUGCAAUAGCUGAUGCCGCCCAUAAAAUUAUGAAACAACGAAGUCAUGAUUCAUGCAUCGUUAUUAGUGGAGAAUCUGGUUCGGGUAAAACAGAGGCAUCGAAAAUUAUUAUGAAAUAUAUUGCUGCAGUCACUAAUUUAGGAGGACAAAGUGAUAUUGAACGCGUAAAAAAUGUUUUAAUCCAAUCCAAUGCAAUUUUAGAAGCAUUUGGAAAUGCGAAAACAAAUCGAAACGAUAAUUCAUCUAGAUUUGGUAAAUAUAUGGAUAUACAUUUUGAUUUUAAAGGUGAUCCUAUUGGUGGACAUAUUAAUAAUUAUUUAUUAGAAAAAUCCAGAGUUAUUUUACAACAACCUGGUGAACGAAAUUUUCAUAGUUUUUAUCAGUUAUUAAGUGGAGGUAGUGAAGCCGAUUUAAAGAAAUACAAUUUAAUACGUGAUCCACAAUUAUAUUUCUAUACAAAACAAGGUAACGCAUUUAAAGUAAAUGCCAUCAGUGAUCGCACCGAUUAUAAACAAGUCAAUAGUGCCUUUAAAAUACUUGAUUUCCAACCAAAUGAGAUUGAAGCGGUGUGGCAGAUAGUUGCAGCAGUUUUACAUCUAGGAAAUGUUGAAUUUACAUUAAAUGAAGAAAAAAUUCAAAUCAAAAACAAAAAUCUUGUGCAACAUAUCUCACAACUAUUGAAUGUAACAGAAAAUGAUUUAACCAAAGCAUUAACGGAACGUGUGAUUGCUGCACGUGGGGAUGUAAUGCGUAAAACGCAUACACUAACAGAAGCUGAAUAUGGACGUGAUGCAUUAGGCAAGGCAAUCUAUGAUCGUUUAUUCACUUGGAUUGUUGGUAAAAUUAAUGAUGCCAUUGCUGUACAAGAACAUAGUAAACAAUAUAAAAGUAGCGUGAUUGGUGUAUUGGAUAUUUAUGGUUUUGAAAUAUUUGAUAAUAAUAGUUUUGAACAGUUUUGUAUUAAUUAUUGCAAUGAAAAAUUACAACAAUUGUUUAUUGAAUUGGUAUUAAAGCAAGAACAAGAUGAAUACGAACGUGAAGGUAUCGAAUGGACACACAUAGAAUAUUUUAAUAAUCAAGUAAUAUGUGACUUAGUGGAAGAACAGCAUAAAGGUGUACUCGCUAUAAUGGAUGAAGCAUGUUUAAAUGUUGGAAAAAUUACUGAUGAAAUGUUAUUAGAAGCAAUGGAUCGUAAAUUAGCAAAUCAUCCACAUUAUACAUCACGUCAAUUAAAACCCAUGGAAAAACAGUUAAAACAUAAAGAAGAUUUUCGAAUUACGCAUUACGCAGGCGAUGUUGUAUACGGUAUUAAUGGUUUUCUUGAGAAAAAUAAGGAUACUCUAUUCCAAGAUUUUAAACGAUUGUUGUAUAAUUCGAAUAAUUCCACAGUAAAAUCUAUGUGGCCUGAUGGUGCACUGGAUAUAACUCAGACUACAAAACGUCCUCAAACAGCUGGCUCACUGUUUAGAAAUUCAAUGAAUGCUCUAGUGAAAAAUUUAACUAGUAAAGAACCAUUUUAUGUGCGUUGUAUUAAACCUAAUGAAGUGAAAUCGGCAACAUUAUUUGAUGACGAACGUGUUCGACAUCAAGUAUCGUAUCUUGGUUUGGUGGAGAAUGUUCGAGUACGACGUGCUGGUUUUGUUUAUCGUCAACGUUACGAUCGAUUUUUAAAACGGUACAAAAUGAUUUCUCAAUUCACUUGGCCAAAUUUCCAUGGUGGUUCCGAUAAAGAAGGCGUAAGCGUUCUUCUACAAGAACAUGGUUUUCGUAACGACGUAAAGUUUGGUAAAACAAAAGUAUUCAUUCGAUCUCCACGUACACUAUUCGCCUUAGAGAAAAAACGUAACGAUCUAAUACCAGGCAUUGUAAAUUUGUUACAAAAGCAAUGGCGGGGUUAUUUAGCACGACAACAAUAUAAAAAAAUGAAAGCGGCGUUAGCAAUAAUGCAAUACUAUCGUCAAUAUAAAUUACGUAUUUUCAUUAAUCAAUUACAUACGAAAUUUAAGAAUGCCAAAAAAUUGCCCGAUUAUGGUAAGAGUAUAAAAUGGCCAGCACCAUCCUUUGCCAUAAAACCAGCAAUUCCACACUUAAAAAAUAUAUACAAAAAAUGGCGAGCUGAAAUGAUAUUAAGUAAGAUUCCAGUUGAAGAACGACCACAAUUACGAUUAAAAAUCACAGCGGCAUCUGCAUUGAAAAAUAAACGCUUGCAAUGGGGCCAAGCACGUAAAUGGGAAGGAGAUUAUUUAUCGCGAUCAAGUGAAAAUCCUACCGCCAGUAUUUAUAUUGCUAGUGUUAAUAAUAUGAAAAAUACUGAACACUUUAAACAAAUUUUAUUUUCAUCGUUUAUUAAAAAAUUCAAUAAGUUCAAUAAAUGUGCGGAUCGAUCGAUUUUAAUCACAGAUGAAACGAUUUAUAAACUUGAUAAUUUAAAAUUUAAAAGUAUGAAAGCAGGAAUUAAAAUUGCGGAUCUUACUAAUAUUAGUGUUAGCCCAGGACAAGAUCAAUUAAUUAUUAUUCAAACAAAUCAUGGUAAUGAUUUAGUUAUGUCCUUACAUUCGGACACACACGAAGAUCGUAUCGGAGAAAUUAUUGGUGUUUUAUGUAAUCGAUAUUAUCAGUUAAAACAAACGGAUUUAAAUGUAACUGUAAACAGUAAUUUACAAUGUGUUCUGGGUAAAAAGAGUCGUCCAUUAAAAGUAAAAGUAACACCAGAGACACAAUUUGCAAAUUUCAAAAAUGAAAGCGGAACAAUUAUAUAUAUGCUACCAACGUCCUAUGCUGUGAUAGAUUCAACAAAUAAUGAUAAUAAUUUAAUUAAAUCGUACUAGAUAAUACUAAUGAAGUAUUUACUAUACAUGGUAUAGACUCGAUUCAUCAGAUUAUAAACCAUUUCAGAUCAUUCAUUUAUAGUAACAUGUAUUUUAAGAUAAAUCCGUGAUUAAUUAAAGAAAUCUUGAUUAAUAUUUUUUUAAACCUAAUAUUUUAUGGCGCGGAUAAUAAAACUAUACCCAGAUGAACGAGUCAGUGUUUUCGUUUAAUAAAUACAUUUAAAUGGAAAAAA